AACCGCUGCGCUUUCCUAGUUUGGUGGGCGGGAUGUGUUUUUUCUAGUUUACAGAUUGUAAUCCAAAUCCCAGCAACCUGCUGCGACUAUUGAUGUUUACUAUCUACGUGUCUGUUUUUUAAAUGAAAUGAUACGGUUUUACCCAGUAAUAUAGACUUAUCUAGAUACUUUAGACCUUUAUCUGUUUGCAUCUGUGCAUACUGCAAGUCUUCGCAACCACUGCGCGCCCGCCGGUCUGAUUUCGGUGGUCGCGACAGGGGUUGUUUUGAAAACUGUGGGUUGCAGUCUGGCCCCCUGGCUGUGACCGAAGUAUCUUUUCCAGCGUCAUCGUGCUCUCGUAAUAAUGUUUAAUUUAUAAAGAUGGCGGUGAGGGGGACUCUCUAAACUAAAUGACUGUCAGAAACAUCGCCUCCAUUUGUAAUAUGGGCACCAAUGCCUCCGCCCUGGAGAAAGACAUUGGUCCGGAGCAGUUUCCAAUCAAUGAACACUACUUCGGAUUGGUCAACUUUGGCAACACGUGCUACUGCAACUCGGUGCUGCAGGCGCUGUACUUCUGCCGGCCGUUCCGCGAGAACGUGCUGGCCUACAAGGCUCAGCAGAAGAAGAAGGAGAACCUGCUCACCUGCCUGGCCGACCUCUUCCACAGCAUCGCCACGCAGAAGAAGAAGGUGGGCGUCAUCCCGCCCAAGAAGUUCAUCUCCCGCCUGCGCAAGGAGAACGACCUGUUUGAUAACUACAUGCAGCAGGAUGCGCACGAGUUCCUGAACUACCUGCUGAACACGGUGGCGGACACCCUGCAGGAGGAGGCUCGACAGGACCAGCCCAACGGCCGUCUGCGCAAUGGCACCAUCGCCAUGGACACCGAGGACAACAAGGCCGAGCCCACCUGGGUGCACGACAUCUUCCAGGGCACGCUGACCAAUGAGACGCGCUGCCUCAACUGUGAGACAGUAAGCCCCACCCCCUCUGAAACAUUCACAGCUUUGGAAGUGAUUUUAGAACAAAAAACCUCCAUAACACACUGCCUAAUGGACUUCAGCAACACAGAGACCCUGUGCAGUGAAUACAAAUACUACUGUGAGACCUGCUGCAGCAAGCAAGAAGCACAGAAGCGGAUGAGGGUGAAGAGAUUACCCAUGAUCCUCGCUCUGCACCUGAAGCGCUUUAAGUACAUGGAGCAGCUGCACCGCUACACCAAGCUGUCCUAUCGCGUGGUCUUUCCCCUGGAGCUCCGCCUCUUCAACACGUCUGCCGACGCCCGCAACCUCGACCGCAUGUACGACCUCGUCGCCGUGGUCGUCCACUGUGGCAGCGGUCCAAACCGCGGACAUUACAUCACCAUCGUUAAGAGCCACGGCUUCUGGUUACUCUUCGACGAUGACAUUGUAGAGAAAAUCGAUGCCCAGGCCAUCGAGGAGUUCUACGGUCUGACCUCCGACAUUUCCAAAAACUCUGAGUCGGGGUACAUCCUGUUCUACCAGUCCAGAGAAUAGUAGGGGAAUAUCAGGGACCCCCCCCAUCUGGAACCCACCCCCUGCCUGGGAGUUUCUCUGAGUCAUGUGCCAAUAAGCUUGCCCACACUCCUGGCUCCGCCCCCUGGUGGCACAUUGCUCCCCAUCUCUGUGUGCUAGGCAUUCUGGGAUCAUCCUCGCCCCCCGUAGCCCCCGCCCCUCCUCACCUGCAGCUGAAAGGCACUUUAAAAAAACAACAGAAAUACCGUCAAAUGACCGCAGCAAACGGGUGUGCCCAGCGCCCGCCCCAGUCAGGGAGACUCGUCUGUUCCCCCUCCAUUCCUUCAUUUCUUCAUUCGUCCGCUCCCUCCUUAGACAGCUGGCCUGUGUCUUAAAGGUCAUUUUAAGGUCCUCCUGCAGUUCAGCCAAAAGGCACUCAUGGAAAUGGUGUCAGUGUGUGUUCUGCUUACAGUGCUUGUACUUUAUAUAGAGGCUAUGCUAGUUAUACUGGCUACAAUGGAUACUCUUAUACUGGUCAUACUGGGUGUUAUACUGUUAUACUGCAUAUAGGAGCUGUAAUGGACACUGUGGUUAUACUGCACAUAGGAGCCAUAUACGUCAUAAGGCGGCGAACUUGGGCAAACUCGCAGCCCAACACGCGUGUGUAUAAUCCUUGCGUUUUCAGACUGUUUGUGUAGUGACUCUCCACACCAGUGGGGGGCGCCUAUUCAGAUUCAGCAGUUGUGAUAGCCACAGGAAACACGGAAGUGACGACGUGAACAUGAGCAGCAACAGUGGCUGCGGUAAAGGGGCAGAAACUUUGACAGGGAAGUCUGUGAUUUUAAAGUUGCGUUAGUUUAUUUAGCGCUGCAAAAAAGAAAAGAAAGAGAAUUACCCGUACGGUAAUUUAGACCAGCUGCAGGGGAUCCUUUACAC
This is a messenger RNA of Anguilla rostrata (American eel), 2387 nucleotides long. RefSeq names its product ubiquitin specific peptidase 46 (gene usp46). Gene Ontology annotation, biological process: protein deubiquitination. Lineage: Eukaryota; Metazoa; Chordata; Actinopteri; Anguilliformes; Anguillidae. Gene Ontology annotation, molecular function: cysteine-type deubiquitinase activity. Bases 390 to 1493 code for a protein of 367 amino acids. Gene Ontology annotation, cellular component: nucleus; cytosol. The transcript has 9 exons. The record is from RefSeq and is a predicted model, not a curated record.